AUGCUAGACAAGAUCCUGUCUGGCGCCUACCUGCGGUUUGUGCAGCUCUACGCGGAUGCGCCGCGCAUGUCGCCGUAUCUGAUGGACGCACUGCUGGACCGCGUGCGCGCCCGCGCCCUGCGCACCUUGGCCUUCGCCUACAGCCCGCUGCCGCUGCCCCUGGACUGGGCGGCGGCGCAGCUGGGGUUCGACGGCGCGGCCGAGGCUGCUGCGUGGCUGCGCAGCCGCGGCGCGGCGGUGGACGAGGGGCGGGGGCAGCUGCUGACGCGGGAGUCGCGGUUGGUGGGGUAG
Molecule: messenger RNA, 291 nt
Organism: Monoraphidium neglectum
Lineage: Eukaryota; Viridiplantae; Chlorophyta; Chlorophyceae; Sphaeropleales; Selenastraceae
Exons: 2
Coding region: 1-291 (96 amino acids)
Cellular component (GO): nucleus
Source: RefSeq, a predicted model, not a curated record